Messenger RNA from Colletotrichum costaricense, 1494 nucleotides. RefSeq names its product VID27 cytoplasmic protein. The transcript is spliced from 7 exons. Bases 1 to 1494 code for a protein of 497 amino acids. Lineage: Eukaryota; Fungi; Ascomycota; Sordariomycetes; Glomerellales; Glomerellaceae. The record is from RefSeq and is a predicted model, not a curated record.
AUGAGCAGGGCAACCGUACGGUUGGCACAAAGGCACUUCCAGCACCAAUACCUCUUUGACACCUCUCUUGGAGCGGAGUAUGCCACGCAGAAUAUCAGGGUGACAACGCUGAGAUUACCCCGCGACAGCAGAGAAGCCAUAGCUCUUACCCAGAUAAGACUGUCCCUGCCUCAAGCCAAGAAGAUUCUGGCGAAACAGGCCAAGGCGAAGAGAUCAAGCUACGGCAUCGUCGACGCUGAAAGCUCAAAGGACAAUGAUGAUUUCGAUAAUGACUACGCAUCACUCAGCCUCGUCACACUCAACAUCCGAUUCCCCGUCACAACCCAGGAGCCUCAGCUCAUUCAGCAACCCAUUGAAGGGGCCACCCUUUAUCCUUGGGUUGCCGUCGAAUUGAAUCCUUCAGAUGGUCAUGUUGAGAAUCCCUUCUUAGCCAGCAUGAACCCCGAGCAAAUGCACCGUCUGCACCGACGGAUUAGGUUGUGGGAGGAGGAAGUUCUUAGGCAGAGCCUGCGAUUUCUCAGUGGAAGCAAGAAGUUCAGAUCACUGCCAAGACAACUCGAGUCUGUCGGUGAGGGUCAUCCCGACAAGAUCGCCGAUCAGGUCUUUAAUGCCUUCCCUCGACUCCUGCUCCGGAGACGAUACUUUGGCGGCUACGUUAUGUCUCCUGGCCAAGUUGCGCAAUUCGAGCGUGUCGCCAAGGAGUGCCAAUACGAGCGCAAAUACCGCAAGCCGCACACAACUUCAUCUGGAGUUGACCUCAAGUGGUUCGAAUUCCGGGACGAGCGAACGACGAGACCGCAGAAAGACAUGAUUAUGAAUGCAAUGCAUUUCAAUGGAAUGGAGAGGACGGACGCCGAUAUGUCAUGCGAGAAGGUUGGAAGCGAUACUUGGGUAGCGCUUCAUGACGGGGCGUCCCUCAAGCUGGCUCGUGAGCAGCCUAUUCCUCCCGCAAGUCCCAUCCGGGAUCUCAUGUUCAAGGUCGCUUGCGAGACCGCCACCAAGGCCGCCCAAACGGUCAUGGUUGCUGGAAGCUCCCAGGACACCGAAGAUCUCAAAGAGCUUGACUGUAUCUCCUGGUCAAGUUGCGGUACUUGCGCUCGUAUUGCCAAAGAGUGCCAAUACGAGCGCAAGUACCGCAAGCCGCAUACAAAUGUAUCAGAAGUCGACCUCAAGCAGUUCGAGUUCCAAGACGAGCAGCCCAUUUCUCCCGCAACUGUUUUCUUUUUGUUGGUCCGCACGUCAGCAGGGGAACCCUUCGGUCGGCACGAAGGGUCAAUGAAAGUGGUUUCUAUUGUUUCGUACGGGAGUGGAAGGAGAAGGAAGUGGACAGGGCCCACGAUUCCUACAUUUGGUGUGGCUAGUGUCGGGCAUCAAAGAGGCACGCUCCCCUACAACGAAAAGUACGCACGCAACCGAAAGCAAGAGACAAACAGCUACAAACUUCCGACACGCCCCAUAUUAUUCUCAUCAUUAAUCUUCUUCAAGGCAUUGUGA